AUGGCGAGCAGCGACAGCAACCACACCCCGGACAGCUUCCUGGGCUCGGAUGAGGACGAGGAGACGACCCGGGGACUGGAGACCGAGGAGGAGUCGGAGGGCGAGGAGAAUGAAUCGUUUUCAGAGUCGGAGGAGGAGCCGGACUCCAGGUUAUCAGAUGAGGAUGAGGAGGGAAAGACAAAAGAACAGUGUAUCAUCUCUGAUCCUUCCUUUUCCAUGGUAACGGUUCAACGGGAAGAUAGUGGAAUCACGUGGGAGACCAAUUCAAAUAAAUUUUCGACGCCAUGGGCCUCAGAAGAGAGUCAGACAUCUGGUGUGUGUAGUCGGGAAGGAUCAACUAUGAAUUCUCCUCCUGGGAACGUCUCUUUUAUUGUGGAUGAAGUUAAGAAGGGUCGGAAAAGAAAGCCCAAGUCAAAACAUGGCUCACCAUCAUUGCGGCGGAAAGGCAACAAAAAAAUUAAUUCUUUGGAAUCCCAAGAUGUCUUAGCAGAUGAGAAAGACACUCCCUUAAUUUCAGAAAGCCAGGAACUAAACACUCAGAAAGAGAACUUUACUACUGGCAUUUAUGAUAAAACAAGAAAAAAGAAGACCACCUCAAAUACGCCUCCUAUUACUGGAGCAAUUUACAAAGAACACAAACCAUUUGUGUUAAAGCCUGUCUACAUAGGAACAGUACAAUAUAAAAUUAAGAUGUUUAAUUCGGUUAAAGAGGAAUUAAUUCCUUUGCAAUUUUAUGGGACAUUGCCAAAGGGUUAUGUAAUUAAAGAAAUACAUUAUAGGAAGGGAAAAGAGGCAUCCAUUAGUUUAGAGCCAGAUUUAGACAAUCGUGAUUUUAAAAGUGCUUUCAAACCAAGCAAAUUAGGAGACCAAAGCAUAGGAGAUGAUAAAAUAAAAGAACCUGCUUCACCCUGGAGAGGUGCUCUCUCCUCUAAAGCGUCAAAGUCUCUGACUUUCUUCAAUCAUGAAGAUCAAAAGAAAACUUAUGUCGAUUCUCCCCAAAAGGCUGCAUUUGCAACGGAACAUACAGUUUCCUCUUCAAUGAUGAAUGGCACAGCUGAGCAAGAAACAGAGCUCCUCACUGCACAGUCGGUGCCACCACAUCAGGAGAGUGGAGUCGAGCCCAGCGAAAUGGAGCAUACCUCACUCCUCCUUGAUACAGCAGCACCAGUGCUCCUGGAAACAGGAAAAGAAGAACUUGUGUCUGAUUCAACAGAAUUGCUAACUGCUGAGCAUGACUCCUCAGUUUCACCACCUUUAGUGGAAGAGGUCGACAGGGAAGUCCAUGAUUCUUCCAACCUUUCUGUUUCCCUGGAAGGGGAGGAGAUUCCGGAAACAGCUUCACCAGGUCAGGCAGCAUCUAUCCAGGAAGAUUUGAGCCCAAAGAAAGAAGAGCAAGAUGAGACUUCGCUGAAAAGGGAAGAAACAGAAUCGGAACAACUGACUAUUCCUCAACUUGAUGUCAAAGGAGAGAAGGAAGAAAAGGCACUAGAGCCUGCUGUUUCUAGUUCUGAACCUCCAGUAUUAGAAGGGCCAGAGAAAGAAGAAAUACAAACUUCUUUACCAACAGGAGCUAUCCCCGAACCUACAGAUUCUAAUUUAGUGGAAGAAGAGAUCAUAGAACUUGACUAUCCAGAAAGUCCAUUUGUUUCUGAGCAGCCCUUCCCACAAGUUAUGACUCCCGAAGUGGUGAAAAAAGAAGAGGAGCCCAGUCUACCCAUAUCAGCUACACUGAUGCCUGAACAUGGUAUUUUAUCUGAGGAAGAAAGAGAGGAAAUUGAAUCUAUUUCUACAGAUUCUGCUUUUGCAUCAGAGUAUUCAGGGCUACAGGAUUUGAACCAUGAACUAGAGAAGCCAGAAGUUGGGCCAGUGUCUUCUGCUAAUGUAAAAACUGAAUCUGAACGUGAAAUUUUGUCAGAUGAGAAUGAGAAUAAGGAAUUUGAGCCUUAUUCCUCAGCUUCUGUGUCUGAACACUCUCUGUCACCAAUCACAACCGAAAAGCCUUCUGAAUGCCAAUCACCACAGUUCUUGGUAGGAACCUCAGAACACACAGUCCUGACUGAAGAUAAUGUUUCAGAAAGUGGGCACGAUAUGCCAGACUUCAUAUCUGCACCUGAACAUGUAAUUCCUUCACUCACAUCACAAGAACCAGUCAAGCAGAUGGUUGAUGAGCAGUCCCCACUAAAAUCAAAAGGUAUUUCUGAGCACACCACUCUGUCAGAAGAAAAGGAAGACACUGGAUUGUUUCCCCCAGAAGACGAUGUGGCCUUGGCAUCUAAACUCUCUCUCUCAUCACCCACAACUGAGGAAACUUUGGAAUGCUCACCUUCCCUGUUUUCCACAGCUACAGCAGAACACACAAUUCCCUCUGAAGAGGCCUCAAAAAGUGACCAUUACAUGCCAGAUUCAAUACUGACUUCCCAACAUACAAUUCCAUCAACUGUAACACCAGAACCGCCACAGAAAACAAUUGAUGAUGUAUUUUCAUUAAAAUCAAAGGGUGUUGCUGAGCACACCAUUCCAUCAGGAGAAGAAAAGGAAGGCUUGGAACCACUUUCCCCAGAGGUGGACUCUGUAUCUGAACCAGUUCUUCCACCACACAGAGUUGAGAUAAAUUCUGAACGCAAGGCUCCACAACUUCCUGUUAGCCCAUCUGAAAAUGUGAGGUUAUCAGAAGAGACAGUAGAAACGGAGCCAUAUACACUCUCUUCCACCUCUGCUUCUGAAUUUUCAGUCCUACCACCAGAACCACAAGAGGAGGAAAUUGAUCACAGUUCUCCUGUAAGUCUAAAAGGCAUCACCUCCCCAACAAAUUUCUUAGAAGAACAAGACCUUGGACCCUUUUCUCCAGACUCUGCAUUUGCAUCAGAAUUUUCAUUCUCCCCCUAUGCAACACAGGAAACAGAGAAAAGAGAGUUUGAGAAUGAUUCUCCAAUAUGCUUAACAUCACCAUCUGAACACACUAUUUUGUCAGAUGAAGACACUGAAGAAGCAGAGAUUUUUUCUCCAGACUCAUCAUCACAAGUUUCAGUUCCACCAUAUAGACCCACAGAAACAGAGAAAGGUAAAAUUGAGCCUGAUUCUUUGUUGUCUGCCAUGUCUACUUUAGGACAUUCCUACUUCUCAGAAACAAAGGAACAUAUUAUACCAACAGUUGCUACAUCUAUGCCUGAUCAUCUCAGUGUUUCACAGAAGGAAAAAGCUGAAACUUCCCCUAUAAUGUCUGCUGCAUCUGAAGAUGUUAGUCAGCUACAUAAAUCAGAGAAAGCAGAAAUUGAGUCAAAUGUGCAAGCACCCUCAACCUCUGUGUCUGAAUAUCUAUUCUCAGCACAGAAGCAGGAAACUCAAUCAUCAUUAGAACUCAAAACUGAAGAAUUGAUUCCACCAUAUUUAAUUGGUGACUCAGAGAAGGAAGAAGUUAAGACUAGUUCAUCAGUAGCUGCAACACCUGUUUCUUUACCUGUGCAAUCAUCUGUGAUAAAGGAAGAAACCAAACAUACAUCUCAGCAUUCAGUUUCACCCAAUUCAAUCCAGGAAACUAAGAAGGAACAAGAACACAAAGAACGUGUUUCAAAAGCUGCAAAUGAACAGAUGGGUUCAUUCAAAGUUAAAAGUAAGGAAGCAAUUGUGCCUGAUUCUCAAGAAACCAUUGCACAUGAAUCACAGGAUCAAGAAAUAGAGCCUCAGUAUCCAAAUGUUCCAGGGCCUGGGAUGAAAUAUUCAGUUCUUUCUGACUUAGUAGAUGAGCCAAAGGAGGACGUAAAACCCUAUUUAGCUCCAACUGUGACAUCUGAACUAGAACAGAGAAUGUUAUUAGAGAAUGAGCCAAAAAUAAUACAGACAUAUUCUCCUCUAAAGAAAACAUCUUCAUCUGGGCCUGAGGCUUUAUCAGCAGAGAAAACAGAAGUGAAAACUGAUUCUGAAAUAACAGGUACACCUGGAGUGCUACAUUCAACUUCACUGGGAGUGGAAAAGGAAAUCAAACAUGAACCACCUGCACCCGAAUUGUCAGCUUUGUCAGAAGAAAUAAAGACAAAAGUUGAACCUAGUUCUUCAAUAACCAGAACAUCAGUCACUAAGCAGGACCUCAGCUCAAAAUUAGCAAAAGAAGGCAUCUCAGCAGAUUCCUCUCUUCUCAGUCCCAGAGAACAACCAGUCCUAACAAAAGUAGAAAAGAACAAAUUCGAAAGUGGUUUUUCCCCAGAGGUAACACCUAUAGAUGAACAUUCAGUUCUGAAAGAAGAGAAGAUGGCAAUUAAAGGUAGUUCUCCUACUGAGACUACUACUUCCAAGGGUUUGGCAUGUUUAGAUGUAGAGAAGGAAAUUAAAUAUGAUUCACCUCCAAGCGUAUCCUCUAAAUCAGAACCUUCUAUCAUUUCAGAGGUAGAAACUGAAGAAGUAAAACCUGGAUUGUCAAUAACUAAAAUAUCGUCUACUCCGAAUUCAGAUAUAGCUAAGGAAGCUAGGGUGGAAAAAGGACCAAGUGUUUCCUUUUCUAACAUUUGCAACUCUGAACAUUUGGUUGUAUCCCAGAAAGAGAAGUAUGUUUCUGCUUCAGAGGCAUCAGGACCUGAACAUGAACUUUCACUCCACCUAGAAAGUGAGACAAAGAAAAAAGAAACAGAAAUUUCUUCCUCAGAAAAUGUGUUACUUGCACCCAAACAUACAGUUUCCAAAGUCAAAACUGAGGACACAGUAAGAUCGUCUGAGUUGAAAAAUCUAGUGUCAGAAGAGUUAGCUCCAACAUUCCCGACCUUGAGAGAUCAUCAGAACAAACAGGAAGUGGAGACAAAAGUUAUUACAGAAACACAGAUGAAAGAAGCCCCCCUUUCCUCACUGGAUAGAAAUUGGGUAUUAGAAGGGCCAGAAGGAGACGUGGCAACUCAUGAAGAGAGGCAGCGACAAUGGGGAUCUAUGCAGCUGGAUACCACUGACAGUAGUAAUGCUCAGAUGACAGGACAGCUCAAGCCUCUUCAGUCUCAUGAAGAUGAGGCAGAUAAAAUCAGAGAGCAGGUUCUACCACAUUCUGCUGAAGAAUCUUAUUUCUCACUACAAAAACCAGCAUCUAAUUUCAGUACUUCUAGUGGUAAUGUGGAGUCCCCACCAAAUGAAACAUACUCUUCUGAAGAAAUUCAACAGCUGGCUUCCAAACAAAAAUCUUUGUUAACUACUGAAAUAGCAGAGAGAAAUGAAGUAGAGGGAAAACAGGGUCAUUCUCUGGGGGGUAGUGAAAAUUUAUUAUCAGAGAAAGAAAUAUCCAAAUAUUCCAGGUCUUACAAGGAAGAGAGUCAAAAAGAAAUGAAACAUGAAAAUAUCCAACAGAAAUCAGUAUCUGGCCCACCAAUGGAAAAAGUAAAAUCAGAAAGGAUUCCCUCUCCUGCUAGAGAGGCCCAUUUUACCAUAGAAGGUGUAGAACCUACUUUGGACAAUGAAAAAGAAGUAUGUAGUCAGAUAUCCAUACCCCAAAAGAAGCCAUUAGAAGACUCAAAAGGAAUUUUAUCCAAGGUUAUAGAUGAUAGUAAUGAGAGAGAAAAACCAGCAUCAGAAGUGAAAAUACCCACUCCAGUAAAACCCCUCUCCUCAAGCCAAGACAAUGAAUCCCCCAAGUUACCUGAGGUGAAGCAAAAGCUGCCAGAGCAAACAAAGGAAACUGAACCAGGCAUCUCUGAGGAAAAGGGAAAGAAAGGAAUUUCAUCUUUCACAUCAUGGAUGUCCAACUUGUUUUUUGGCUCAAACAUUCCAGAUAACAAAGUUGCUGAGAAAGAUGUAGACACUCAGCUGAGUCCAUCUGUAGAAAGAGAGGGAGCUGUGGUAGAUUCUAAAAGUCCAGCUCCAGAUCAUUUCAAUGCAACAAAGAAACCAGCUGAUACCCUAAUACAAGAGGCAAAACUUAAUGUUGCUGAGGAACCCAGAGAUAUUUCAGUUAAAUCUACUAAAGCUCAAAAUUUGAAAGAAAACUCCACAUUUUUGGCAAAUGUAGCAGUUCCACCACAGUCAAAAUCCAACUUGGAGGUAUCUGAUAAAGAUAAAUGGCAGAAAGAAACCUUAGACUCUGCAGAAGAAAGAGACCUAAACUUGGCAGUUUAUACUGCUGGUAGCAAGAAACAACAUCAAACUCAAUCAUAUCCCCUGACUAUUGAAAAAUCCUUUAAGGAAGAAGCCAAAAAUGAGGUUUCUCUUCAUAUCACUGAUAGUAAAGAAGCCCAGGAACCAGAAAUUUCUACAUCAUCUCAAGGCAAUAUUUCUAUUCUUAAAGAAGAGCCAAGAAUUGAUCAAAAAGAAAAAUCACUCUUUUCCUUUGAUGUAGUAGAUAAGGUGCAAGAGCCAAAAUCAGCUUCAUCUAACUUCACAAGUAAAAAUAUCAUGAAGGAAUCUGUGAAGUCAGAGUCAAUAAUGUUUCCAGUAGAAGAAUCUAAAGGCAGCUUAACUGUCCUUGGUGAAGACAGACUAAAGAAAGAAAUACCAACACUGACUUCUUCGAAUGUUUCUGGCGAAGAAUUAAAAUUCAGGACUGUUAGCCUAACAGAGGAGAAAGAUUACUUGGAAACCAGACCAUUUUCUUCAGAAAAGAAGAUGUUGGCAGAAAAACAAGAAACUGUGUGCCCAUUUGACCUUAGACAUAAUAAUGAAAUAGAUAAGUCACAAAUUAUACAUGAAACUGGCCAAAUUAAAUUGGAAGAAUCAAAAGUUGCUACUGUGCUGCCACAAGUCAGUCAAAUUGAGGACCACAAGGAGAAUUACAAAAGUUUUGAGGAUAAAAGAGAAGAAAAACAAAAGCCAUCCAUUACAUUUUCAGAAGAAAAAGGGCAACAGGAAACUCAGUCUUAUUCUGUGACUGGAGCCAAAUUUAAGUCUGAAGAAUCAGCCAUAUCUUUAGAUCAUUCUUUGGGUGAAACACAAUUAUCUUCAUUAGUUAAGUCUGCAUCUGUUACUGAAAAACCAGAAACCAGAGUCUUAGAAACAUACCCCCAAAUUAGGGAAAUAAAGGCAGUAGAAACUCAACCACAUCUAUUAAAAGAAACUGAAGCUUUGGUGGAGAAAACCAAGACCUCCCGUCCAGUGAAUCUAUCUUAUCAUGAAGAAAUAGGUGAAAGAUCUUUACCUAAUGAAGGCAAUCUGGUAUUGGUAAAGCCAAGUAAAGAUGUGGUAAGUCAUAGUGUAGAAAAGGGAGAGGUCACCGUGUCAGACUUUACAAAAGGUGAUUUGGGAGACAUCACAAAAAAAAGCAUAAAACAAGUGUUUGUAGCUAAAGAAUCUGAAAGAAUUUUCGACUCUGAUUUUAAUGAAACAAAGAGUAUCAAAGCACCCUCUCAUUUGGAUUAUGAAGACCAAAAGAGUGCCGUCAGUAUCGUAUCUGAAGGCUUUGAGAUAUUGAACAUUCAUGAUCCUGCAUUUAUUUCUUCAGUUGAUCAGGAAGGAAGCAAACAAAUGCAAGAUAAGUUAGAUUAUCCGGAAGAGAAAUCCUCAUUAAAGACAAUUUCACUUCAUGAUGUUGAUGAGACUGUUGCUUGCCACAAAACAUCAGAGAGCAGAUUAGAAGAUUCUGCUAGAAAAGUUACAUUGUUGAAAGAAAAUAAACCCAAGGAAUCUCCUAACAGACAAGUGGAGAUGACGACAGUUUCAGAAACUGGUGACUUGGCCAUUAGACAGUCAACUCCCAGUGAAGAGGAUUAUUUUGAAAAAUAUACAUUGAUUGAUUAUAAUGUCAUCCCAGUAAAAGAAGAGCAGAAAGAUCCAUGGAAAUUAAAUGUUGAAGCAAAACUUUCAAAGGAGGUUUUAAAAGAAGGCAUCACUUCUCCAGAAAAUUUAGAAGAUAGUAGUCCAGAGCAUGAAUACGACUUUGUCAAACUAGAUGCAAGUUUUCAUGGAGUGGAAAAAGACUAUGGCAAAAUAUCUUCUUCAGAGACCCCAAAAUCUUUGGAUAUCCAAAAAUCAGAUAACAGUGAUAUUUCAAAGGGCAUAAAUAGAGAUGUGGAUUCCAAGUCGCCUGGAAUGCCUUUGUUUACUGAAGAGGAAGGAAUUUUGUCUCCAACUCAGGUAUUUUCUACCACUCCUAAACCUGUAAAUCCUGAAUUCUUGGAUGAGCCACCUGCCCUUGCAUUUAUAUACAAGGACCGGUAUGAAGAAGCAGUUGGAGAGAAAAAGAAAGAAGAAGAGGCAGCUUCUGAUGGUGACCGUGUAAAUUUGGAGCCAUCAUUUCCUACCAAAAAUUAUGACACUGAUGAUGGAACAGGAAUAUAUUUUGAGAAGUACAUACUCAAAGAUGACAUGCUGCAUGACACAUCAGUAAUUCAAAAGGACCUAAGCCAACGUCUUGAAGAAAAAACAGUUGGUAAGGAUGAUUCAUACCAACUUAUACCUGAAGAAGGGAAGAUUUGGGGGGAAAAGAAUUUGGAAGAGGACCAAAAAGCAGUUUACAAGGAAAUGGAACCAGUAGGCCAUGUGGAAAUCCUGGACAAAGAAACAGCACAGAGGAAGACUCCCAUCACUGAGGAGGUCAUGGUGGUUAGCCAGAAGAUAAGCUAUGCAGUUCCAUUUGAAGAUACACAUCAUGUCCUGGAGAGAGUAGAUGAAAGUAGUCAGGGUAAUGAAGCAGGAAAUGCUAGUGCAGAGGUUAAUCUGAAUGUUCCAGAAGAAGUGUCCUUUGUAGAGGAAGACUUCGCAGUGGGUGCGACUUGUACUCAAGAAACAUUGCAAGAAGAACCAAAAACAAUGAUUCCAGCUGAGCCAAAUGAAGAUAGGCGACGCAAUAGCCCUGUUCAAGAUGAGUAUGAAUUUGCUGAAUCCCUGAGUUAUGAAGUGGUGACACAAGACAUUUUGUCAGAAGAACAGCGUUCAGAACCCAUACCUGAAGAUGUAUCUAAAAGACAGGAAUCUUUUGAAUUUAUCAAUGAAAAUGAAUUUGUGGAUCAGAUGGAACAAAGUAUGUCUACUGAACCAGAGGAGUUGGGCAGAGAGAAGACAGAACAAGAUCAGUUCUCAUCAGAGUUAGUAAUGGAGAAGGAUCAAAAAGAAUCGAAAAAAUCCCAGGUUGACACAUAUUGCUAUACCUGCAAAGGUAUGAUUUCUGCUGCUGACAAGCUUCUCGGCACUCAUAAAGACCACAAGGUUUCAACGCUUGACACAGCUAUAAGUGCUGUAAAGGUUCAGUUAGCAGAAUUUUUAGAAAAUUUACAAGAAAAGUCCUUGAGGAUUGAAUCCUUUGUUACUGAGAUUGAAUCUCUUUUUAAUACAGUUGAGGAAAACUGUAGUAAAAAUGAGAAAAGGCUAGAAGAACAGAAUGAAGAAAUGAUGAAGAGGGUUUUGGCACAGUAUGAUGAGAAAGCCCAGUGCUUUGAGGAAGUGAAGAAAAAGAAGAUGGAAUUCUUGCAUGACCAAAUGGUCCAUUUUCUGCAGAGCAUGGACACUGCCAAAGAUACUCUGGAGAGCAUCGUCAGAGAAGCAGAGGAGCUCGAUGAGACAGUUUUCCUUACGUCUUUUGAGGAAAUCAAUGAAAGGUUGCUUUCUGCCAUGGAGCGCACUGCUUCCUUAGAGGACAUGCCUGCUGCGUUUUCACUUUUUGAACAUUAUGAUGACAGCUCUGGGAAGAGUGACCAGGCGUUAAAACAAGUGGCAGUCCCACAGCCUCCAAGAUUAGAGCCACAGGAACCCAAUUCUGCUACUAGCACAACGAUUGCUGUUUACUGGAGCAUGAACAAGGAAGAUGUCAUUGACUCUUUCCAAGUUUACUGCAUGGAGGAGCCACAAGAUGACCAAGAAGUAAAUGAUUUGGUAGAAGAGUACAGAGUGACAGUGAAAGAAAGCUACUGUGUUUUUGAAGAUUUGGAGCCUGACCGCUGCUAUCAAGUAUGGGUGAUGGCUGUGAACUUCACUGGAUGUAGCCUGCCCAGUGAAAGGGCAAUUUUCAGAACGGCACCUUCCACCCCAGGGAUCCGGGCUGAGGACUGUACUGUGUGUUGGAACACAGCUACAGUUCGUUGGCGGCCUGCUAACCCAGAAGCCACGGAAAGCUACACGCUGGAGUAUUGCAGACAGAAUUCUCCAGAGGGAGAGGGCCUCAGAUCAUUUUCUGGAAUUAGAGGACUACAGCUGAAAGUUAAUCUCCAACCCAAUGAUAAUUACUUUUUCUACGUGAGAGCCAUAAAUACAUUUGGGACAAGUGAACAGAGUGAAGCUGUUCUUGUUUCCACCAAAGGCACUCGAUUUCUCUUAUUGAGAGAAACAGCUCAUCCUGCUCUGCAGAUUUCUUCAAAUGGGACUGUGAUCAGCUUUGCUGAAAGGAGACGGUUGACAGAAGCCCCAUCUGUGCUGGGUGAGGAGCUGCCUGCUUGUGGCCAGCAUUACUGGGAAAUCACUGUCACAGAGUGUCCAGCAUAUCGAUUUGGCAUCUGCUCCAGCUCAGCUGUUCAGGCCGGAGCCCUAGGUCAAGGGGAGACUUCGUGGUACAUGCACUGUUCUGAGCCACAAAGAUACACAUUUUUCUACAGUGGCAUCAUGAGCAAUGUUCAUGUGACUGAGCACCCCACCAGAGUGGGGAUUCUGCUGGACUACAUUAAUCAGAGGCUGGUUUUCAUAAAUGCUGAAAGUGGACAGAUGCUCUUUAUCAUUAGACACAGGUUUAAUGAGGGGGUACACCCUGCUUUUGCCCUCGAGAAGCCUGGAAAAUGUACUUUGCACCUUGGGAUAGAGCCUCCGGAUUCUGCAAGGCACAAGUGAACAUCAACCUUCAAGUUUGCCAAAGCAAUAGUUCAAAUGUUCAAGGGUCUGUGGUUCUUUCCUUGGAAUAAUGUACCAAGCUCAUCUCCCACACAUUUGCAUUAGUGAUAGCUACAUUCACAGUGGUCAGCACAUGAGCAAAACCACUAAGAAGAUGGACUUCCUAAAGCAGUGUGUGAGUAAAGAAGAUGGAGAAAAUACCCACUGUCUUUAGUUUUGCUCUUCCUGAAAUUAAGAGAAUGUAUGACUGGCUUGGGAAUCAAAAUAGAGAAAUGGUCUUCCAUCUGUGUUAUUGGUAAAAGAAAUCCUCAAUGGACAGGGCUAGAGUGAAGGGAAGAUUAUGUGGACAAUCAUCUCCUCUGACAAGAAACCGACUUUUUCCACAAGAAAAAUGUCACCUGACUUCACUAAAGGAUGAUGAAUCUUAAUCACUAGAGAAAGCAUGUAAACUAUUCUAAAUUGAUAAUGAACUCUUUUGUAAUAAUACAUACUGUAAUACUGGAGUCUCUUUUCCCUAUAAUUUUAAAUGUAGAAAGACGCUAGAUACUAGAAAUUUCCAUUUUGUUAAAUAAAUGGUUAGAGUCUUUAAAACAAAA
Suncus etruscus (white-toothed pygmy shrew) is the source of this 11309-nucleotide messenger RNA. It is a transcript of the gene CMYA5, whose product is annotated as cardiomyopathy associated 5. The coding region runs from base 1 to 10713 and encodes 3570 amino acids. Gene Ontology annotation, molecular function: protein binding. The record is from RefSeq and is a predicted model, not a curated record. Lineage: Eukaryota; Metazoa; Chordata; Mammalia; Eulipotyphla; Soricidae. The transcript has 13 exons.